Vitrella brassicaformis is the source of this 746-nucleotide messenger RNA. The record is from the annotation of a GenBank genome assembly. NCBI's taxonomy places the organism in Eukaryota, Vitrellaceae.
CGACGAACACAAACUCACAGAAACUCACAGGGGGGACGCAUGCCGCCGUCAUCAUAUCAGUUCAUCCCCCCUGUCUGCCCCACGUCCCCACAGGGUUUGCACUGGAACCACCGCCACCCAUACCACCACCAGCCCCCUCCGGCUUGAGCACCUCGUCGUGUGGCGCUGGGCUGAAGGUGGUCGUGGCGAUGUACGAGAUGUUCAAAUGGGGGUCGUACAAGACGGGCGACUGGAUGAAGGCGAAAGGCUCCCCCGUCACCAGUGGCGGCUUGGUGCCGCCCCCUCCACCUGGCGUCGCCCCGAGCCCCCCAACGGCACUCCCAGGCAGCCCAGCGCCCGACGGCGAGCUCCCUCCCGCCGCACCGGCCCGAGUGCCGAAGAUGCGCCCCUGGAGCAGUGUGAUGUACUUGACGAGGUCGUUGUUCCUCAUUUCGAGUUCGACGAUGCGUCUGUCCUUCAUUUCGCACCGCUCGCAGUAGAUGUCAAAGCACUCGAAGCAGCCGGGCUUGCCGCACACCGUCUCGCGCUUCGGAAUGAACUUAUAGCCCGGCGGGGGCACCAUGAGCAUCGAGUCGUCGUGAUUGAGCGGGUCGGCAUUCUGCCCUCUGUCGGCUCUUCGCGGGGCGCGCGCCAUCCUGACUUGUGGUCAGGGUCGGUGGGGCCGAUUGAAAGACAGUGGAAGGCGGUGCCGAGCGGCUGUAAUCGGCUGCAGGCGCUGCGCCCUGGCUCACCAGCCUGCCAGGAAA